AUGAAGGGUGAGAUUGAAGUUAGAGACGCUUCGAAUGAGUCGCUGGUUGUGUUCAGCACAUCAGUACCGAACGCGACAGAUAAUUUCGGUGGGAUGCCACCGAAACUUUGCACCUUUUUCGGUUGGAUUUCACCGGUGAGAAACUUAAUAUUCGGUGGGGAUCCACCUAACUUAUUGCCAACCACAAAUUUAAUCCAAGCUAUUUUGAUCUUACUCCCAUUGAAGGAACAAAAUAUCCAAGCUAUUUUGAUCUUACUCCCAUUGAAGGAACAAAAUCAAGGUGACGCCCCUACUGAAGGCAACAAUGUGGGAACAGAAUGUCUCUAUAAGCCUCGCGAAAACCAAUCAGCAUUCGAUACAUAUAUGCAUAUAGAGAAAUUCCCUAAGGGUAUUAGGAAAUAUAUCACUCACCAGACUGAAGUUCUUCCGGAUGGUAACUGUGGAUAUAGAGCCAUAGCUAUGGCAAUGAGAUUUGGUCAUAAUGAAUGGCGUAGGGUACGCAAGGAUUUGUUGCAACAACUACAUGAUAUGUCUUUUGUUUUUAAGAAGUGUAUUCGGGAACAUAAACGAUACAACGAGAUUGAGCGAGCGCUAAAUUAUUUUGAUGAUGGAUUUGCACCAUUCUUUUGUUGGAUGACCAUGCCUGAUAUGGGACAUAUUAUUGCCACACGUUAUAAUGUGGUUUUAAUCCUUCUAAGCAUGCGUCAAUGCCUUACAUUUCUUCCUUUUUCAGUUCAAUCAAGCGAAACCAAGCUAAAUGAGAUUGCCAUUGGUUUUGUUGACGAUGAUCACUAUGUCCAGGUUCAUUUGUCUCCAGAUCAUCCUAUUCCACCAGUUUCUAGAAUGUGGCAUGAACAAAGUGACAUAUGCAAUGUAACACAUUUGUACUCGAGGUACCAAGCACGUGUGGAUGCUUUUCAACAACUUCCGGGAAUGGAGAAUGUAGCUACUACAGAUACCGUCAUCCUAAUGACUGAUGAAAAUGCACCUGUUACAUAA
Molecule: messenger RNA, 999 nt
Organism: Prunus armeniaca (apricot)
Lineage: Eukaryota; Viridiplantae; Streptophyta; Magnoliopsida; Rosales; Rosaceae
Source: the annotation of a GenBank genome assembly